UUAUAUUGAAAACUAAAUAAAUUUCGCACGUAAUAGACGAAAAUCGAUUUGUUCGUUGCAUAAUUUACUUCCUAAGUUACAUAUCGAACAGUAUUUAAAGCGAGGUUGAUUUGAAGAAUAUGGCGGAUCGUCUAACGCAAUUGCAAGAUACCAUAAAUCAACAAGCUGAACAUUUUUGUAACAGUGUAGGUAUUUUGCAACAAUAUUCUACACCCAGUAAAUUUCCUGGUUUCGAUCGUGUAGGGACGCCACAACCUCACCAACCUCAAGAAGAUUAUGCAGCUUUAUUUGCAACUCUAAUAGCAAGAUGUGCGAAAGAUAUCGACACCUUGAUAGAAAGUCUACCGAGCGAAGAAUCAUCGCAAGAAUUGCAGGUAGCAAGUCUCAGUCGUCUGGAGCAGGAAAAUCAAGAAGCUGGAGAACAACUAGAGGAAGUGGUAAAACAAGGAGAAGCACUUUUACAAAGAAUUCAAGCCGCUUUACAGGAUAUUGCUCAAAGUCAAUUGGACAUGCAAGACCCAGCGUCUAUGUCUGUGAUUAAUAUUAAUCUUAAUACUAAUGUAACGUUCAGACAAGAUAAUCCUACUUCUGUAAAUACUGUACUUUCAAACAACACUCAUCAACUCUCCGAUCGUUCACCAGAUUCCAUAAAUUGACACUUUACUUGUAAUUAUUUAAUUAUAUGAAAUGAUUGAACACAAAAUAAACUUUGCCAACCA
This is a messenger RNA of Colletes gigas, 719 nucleotides long. RefSeq names its product mediator of RNA polymerase II transcription subunit 21 (gene MED21). The record is from RefSeq and is a predicted model, not a curated record. Gene Ontology annotation, biological process: regulation of transcription by RNA polymerase II. NCBI's taxonomy places the organism in Eukaryota, Metazoa, Arthropoda, Insecta, Hymenoptera, Colletidae. Gene Ontology annotation, cellular component: mediator complex. Bases 120 to 656 code for a protein of 178 amino acids. The transcript is spliced from 4 exons. Gene Ontology annotation, molecular function: transcription coregulator activity.